Blastomyces dermatitidis ER-3 is the source of this 2187-nucleotide messenger RNA. Its product is annotated as GPN-loop GTPase 3 like. Lineage: Eukaryota; Fungi; Ascomycota; Eurotiomycetes; Onygenales; Ajellomycetaceae. The coding region runs from base 267 to 1160 and encodes 297 amino acids. Gene Ontology annotation, molecular function: ATP hydrolysis activity; GTPase activity. The transcript has a single exon. The record is from RefSeq and is a predicted model, not a curated record.
CGAGAGUAUACAUGUACAGCAGUAUAACAAUAUUGCAGCGACUAUUCCAAUGCGCGGUAUUAGAAUAGGAUAGGAUGCUACCUCAUAUUAAUUUAUAUUACACCGUUCACUACUAGAAAUACAACUAGCAUGAUGAUAACAUCCCCCAUAUCAAGCUUUUAAGCUACAUACCAUUGACGCCGCCCCUCCAUCGAUCUUUUGGCACAAGCAUCCGCACAAAAAAAAAAAAAAAAAAAAAGAAAACACAGCAACAAAACACCCUCACCAUGUCGAAAUUCGGCGUCCUCGUCAUGGGCCCUGCAGGCGCCGGCAAAACGACCUUCUGCACCGCCCUAAUCCAACACCUCCAAACCACCCGUCGCAGCUGCUUCUACGUCAACCUCGACCCGGCCGCAGAAUCCUUUUCCUACGAACCAGACCUCGACAUCCGCGAACUAAUCACCCUCGAAGAUGUCAUGGAAGAACUAGGCCUAGGCCCUAACGGCGGCCUGAUGUACUGCUUCGAAUUCCUCCUCCAGAACCUUGAUUUUCUAACCGAGGCCCUCGACCCGCUCACUGACGAGUACCUGAUCAUCUUCGACAUGCCAGGCCAGAUCGAGCUGUAUACACAUGUCCCGCUGCUUCCGUCGUUAAUACAGCAUCUGUCCCGCGCAGGGCCGUUGAAUAUUUCGCUCUGUGCUGCGUAUCUACUGGAGAGUACCUUUGUUAUUGAUCGCGCCAAGUUCUUCGCAGGAGCAUUGAGCGCCAUGUCUGCCAUGAUCAUGCUGGAGAUGCCACAUGUAAAUAUCCUAAGUAAGAUGGAUCAGGUCAAAGGGAUGAUUGGAAAGAAGGAGUUGAAGCGCUUCACAGCUGUGGAUAUUCAAUUGCUAUAUGAGGAGAAUCAGGGAGGUGGUGGUGGGCAUGAAGCAGAGGCAGCUAGUGCAGCAGCGGAGGACCCCACAUCUACAAAUUCCCUGCUGAGUGGUGACUCGUUUAGGCGGCUUAAUCGGGCAGUUGGCCAGCUGCUUGACGACUUCAGCAUGGUGUCAUUUCUGAAGUUGGAUGUUCAGGACGAGGACAGCAUUGGUAGUGUGCUGAGCUAUAUCGAUGAUGCGAUCCAAUUCCACGAGGCGCAGGAACCCAGGGAGCCGGCUGAUGAGCGGGAGGUAGAUUUGGAGUAAUGGCACGACACAUGAUCGUGAAAAAAUUUCCGAACGGCAGAUCUUUAUAUACCCCUGCCAUUCCCCCCCCGUUUAUGGGAGUUUUUGAGGGACGCCCCCCUACAGUUUGACAGGCCAUCGAUGGCUAAAUUCGACGAACCAUCUACUGCUGAGGAGAGGAUUGGCAUUAUCUUGUGGGGACAACAUUUCCCAUUAUAUAAACUUAGCAAGGGGGACAAACGAGUGCCGGCAGCAGGAAGGCCCGAUUUAUGUCAAAAAUUAGCGGAUUGAGCUUGAAAAAAACAAAAGGCAAUCCGCACUAUGAAUAGUUAAUGAAUCCGAAAAAGACCAUGUAUAUAAUAACAUAAUAUGACCAUACUGAAUCAAUGAAAACCGGACUUUGCAGAGCUAGUCAAGAAGCCAAAUCCAACUUUCCAAUAGUAUUAAAAAUAAAUAUAUCCGGCGUGUGAAAGGCGUACGAGAAAGAGGCGACAGAGAACACGAUAAACGCAAAAGCAAUGUAUCGUCCCAACAAGAAAGUAUCAUUCCAAUCAUAAAAAAAACCAGCCCCUCUUGGCCCCCACCAAAGCCCGCUCCGUCAAGCUCGAUUCUAGCCUGUCCUCUUCCGCGCUUGCUCCCAACGCAUCCCCCCAUAUAUCGGCGGCGUCUGCCCCUGCCCUUGUCUCUGUGCCUCCAGACUAUUCGCCCACAUCUCCUCCACAAACCCCUGAAGCAACCCCAACAACCACCCAGCCUCCCUCCCCGCCCUCUCCCACCCAACAACAUACACGUAAUACGCGCCCCCAAUCACAGACCCCCAGAAUGUAAGUCGGAACACCAGCAUGACCCAGAACGUGAUGAUGCGACGGGCAUAAUCGAGUACUCUGAGAGAGAUGAAGAGGAGGAGGCAGAGGACGAGGAGCGAGGUGAGGUCUGGUGGGGAGUUUAGGAGGGUUUGCAAUGGGGUGAGGAAGUAGGGCUGUAGAUAUUGCUGGGAGAUGGGGAGGAAGUGUGUGGUGAAGGUGGAGUAGUAGGAGAGUGCUUGGAG